AGUGCGCGCACCGCCUCCACGCGAUGCGCUGGUCUCCCGGUCGACCCUCGCCCUCCGAAAUGACGAUGAUUUGAAAAUUUUGCCGAUCGUCAAAAAACCAACCGACGCAAUCGGACGAGACGAAAAUCAAAGAGAAAAAAAAAAAAAAAAACAGAAAGAGGAAGAAAAAACAACCCCCAACGUCGACGUGUUUCGGUAUAUAUCUCGCUGAAGCAUCACGUAAAUUAUAACAUCCUUAUUACGAACGAUUUUAUAACUCGGCUUCUUAGAUCCGGGUGUAAAACGAGAAGACGAAUUAAAUAAAUAAAAUAACAAAGGUGAAACUUGCAUUUGUGAGUCUAGCGAGACUGUUUUAAUUAUUUAUUGGUUUAGUCGUUCUUUUUUAAUCUCUUUCACGCCGCUAAAAUGCGGCCCCCAAUUAACGGUGAAAUGCUAAAGCCAGUGAAACGAUGGGGAGGCGUUUGAAAAUUUGUGAAAAUCCAUGCUGUCCUGCACUGAGGCGUACAAAGUGCGUCAGGAGAUGAGGUUGAUGCGAGGCUGCUGCAGUGAACGGAAAGUCUGCGGGUUUUCGAAAAAAACGGGUUGACCGAGUAUGUCGCGAGGUGCGCGCUCUCGCCCGUCCAACUUCUUUCCGUUAUCCCCUUUCAAGACCCUCUACCUUCUGUCUGCUCUUAUUCUCGAGCUGAGCUCCUCCAACAAUGCAACAGCGUUCGGCCACCUCUCAGGUGAAAAAAGUGUCGAAAGAAACGGCGAGGACCUCGUACCGAGGGAUUCUGAUUCGCAUCUUUUUACCACCGAUGAAAAGGAAAUUUCAUCCGCGACCGAAAUAGACCGGGCCAAGUUGACGAAUAAUUCCACGAAUGGCACAGAGAGUAUCGAUCACCUGCACUACGGGUCGACAACCAUGAGCAGUGGAAACGAAUCGCUUUUAUCGUCGAACGUUCUCGUCGAAGAGGAGGGGAGAGAGUUGAACAAACACCGGGCUGAAAUUGAAAGUGAUUUAUUUUUUAACACGAGUGUAACGGAGACCGAUAUCGUGGAAUCAGAGUCGGAAGUUAUCGGCACCGAAAGUAGCUCGGAGGACGGUUUAGAUUUUAGGGGUGACUUCGGUAGCGGGGGAAAAAAUGGGAGGGCGGAAGAGGAGGUGAGAGAUCAGGUACCAAGAGAUACGGGAUUGACGACGUUAAGUCUCGUCGCACCGGGUAACUUGACUACCGGAUUAUACGAGAGCGAGAGCUCAGCGAUUCGAAAAACAACGGAACGUGCAAACGUGGAAGUGUCGAAGAUCGACGUCGAAUCUCCAUUCGUCGGGUUCGUUGGAUCUCAAAAGUUCCCGGUGAAACCAACGUACAAGCCUUUGCCGCCGGUGGAAAAAUUUGACAGGCGACAUUUUGGUCUUGCCAAACCGGAAGUGGACAACGAAGAGGAAACAAAGGUGUCAGCGACCACUUCGGAACUAGAUUUACCGAAGAGUCCAAGUCGGGACGUCAACUAUAACCAGAGAAUUGAGAAGAAAGAAUAUUCGGGAGAGUACUUUUUCGAUGGCGGAGAAUCGAUCGGUAGCGAAUCCAAUAUUACGGGUGAUCAAAACGCCACUGACGUCGUUAUCCGUAUUGCCUCGAAAGGAGUUUCCCGUAAACAAGAAUUUGGGCUAAAUUUUCUUCCUGGAAACGGCUCCCUUCCCGGUGCUUCGCCGGGACUUCGCGCUCUGGGUAUUCCCUCGAACGCUUCUUUUUUCGACGGCCGUAACGAGACGCUACCCGGAUCAGGGGCGGGGAGUAGAUCGGGUGGAAUCAAAGGAGGACAUUUUGAAGCCAACCUUGAAAAUUUGACUCUGCCAAAAACGCCGGCUGUGCGUGUCGACGAUUUCGGCAUAUUGCGGGACCUUAGCAACGGGGGCUCGGAAAGCUCUGAGGCGAACGAAUUUAAUAGUGAAAUAAUAAACGGAAGGGCUGUCUCCUUCCCUUCGUCCUCCCAUUCCACUCUUUCGUCCUAUUCUUUUUCUCCUCCCGUCGUAUCCACUUCGUCAUCCUACUCGCACGGUGUUAGUGAUGGUGAAAAAAUAAACGUGACGAUAUUAGGUCUCUUCGAACUCACGCAAGGAGUAGAACCCCGCCCCGAAGGACUGAGCGAACUACAGGCUGCCAAACUCGCCGUUGAAAGGAUCAAUGAAAUGGGGAAAAUUCCGAAAUUCAGAAUUCACCUGGCGCACAACGAUACCAAGUGCGACCCGGGGGUUGGAGUGGACCGUUUUUUCCACGCUCUGUAUUCCCGACGGGACGCUUUGAUGCCCUUAUUGCUGGGCACGGCGUGUUCGGAGGUAACUGAAACCCUUGCAAAAAUUGUCCCGUACUGGAGUAUAGCUCAAGUUUCUUUCGGAUCGACGGCACCGGCCUUAUCCGACGCCACGGAGUUUCCCCUAUUUCGAAGAACCGUCGCCCCAGAUUCGAGUCACAACCCGGCGAGGAUCGCCCUCAUCAAACAUCUCGGAUGGGACACCGUCACGGCACUCUCUCAAAACGGUGACAUGUACUCCCUGGCAGUAAAUGACCUGGUCACGGAGCUGGAACAAGCCAACAUCACGUGUACGGCUACCAUCACGUUUGCAGCGAACGACUACAAAGAGCAGCUUCGCACUCUCAAGGAAUUGGAUACGCGAAUAAUUAUAGCCAGUUUCUCCCCCGUUUUGGCGCCGAGAGUCUUCUGCGAGGCGUGGAAAUUGGGUAUGCACGGGGGUGACUACGCUUGGAUACUUCCGGGUGACGCUGUAGAUCUUUCCGGAGUUACGGGCGAAUGGUGGCACACCAGACCAGAAGAUUGCACGUCGGCCGAACUCGCCUCGACCCUGGACGGCCUCGUCAUCGUGAAAAGCCAUACAGUCGUUUUAGGACCGAACAGAAGCGACUCCGGAUGGACGACGGCGGAGUUUACAUCGGAGUUGGCAGCCAGAGGUGUGACCUUGUCGAGGUACGCGGCGCAGACCUUCGACGCCGUGUGGGCUAUGGCACUGGCGUUGUCAAACGCCGAAAAUCAUCUGAACGAACGUAACAUGAGCAUGACCGAGUACACGCACGGCAGACGUGACCUGGCGGACCACAUUUUACGCCAACUCAGUCAGCUCAAAUUCAUGGGUGUAUCGGGUCCCGUCUCCUUCAAAGGUGCCGAUCGCAUCGGAAUUUCAGCUUUUUAUCAGAUGCACGGCCACACUCUGAGGAGAAUAGCGAUUUACACGCCGACAAACGGAAGUUUGACGAUGACUUGCGCGGGUUGUGCGUCUCCUCAAUGGCCAGGUGAACAUCCCCCAGCCGCUCGCCGCGUGUGCCGGCUCAGGGUAGUGACGGUCGCUCCGGGAGCGUUCUUGGCUGUCACCUGCCUCGCCAGCGUUGGAGUCACCCUGGCUCUCGCCUUUCUCGCCUUCAAUCUCCAUUUUCGAAAGCACAAAAGCAUAAAACUGUCGAGUCCAAAGUUGAACAACAUAGCAGCGGUUGGUUGCGCCCUCGUAUACGGAGCCGUUAUACUUUUGGGUCUGGACCACGCUACCCUCUCAGACAGCGACGCUUACUUUCCCAUAGUUUGUACGGCCAGGGUUUACCUUCUAUCCGCCGGAUUUUCACUCGCUUUCGGUUCGAUGUUCACCAAGACUUACAGAGUGCACAGGAUAUUCACAAGGAGUAGAAGUGGGGUCGUUAAAAACAAGUUACUGCAAGACACUCAGCUGAUAAGCCUGAUAUUCGUCUUGCUUCUGAUCGAUGGAUUGGUGGUGACCUUGUGGGUGACCUUAGACCCUAUGCAGAGACACCUUCGCAAUUUAACCCUUGAGAUCAGCUCGCAAGAUCGUGGUGUCGUAUAUCAGCCCCAGGUGGAGGUCUGCAGGUCUCAACAUACGAACGGUUGGCUGGGGGCGCUCUACGCCUACAAGGGUCUUCUACUCGUCGUCGGGGUAUACAUGGCCUGGGAAACGAGACACGUGAAAAUUCCGGCUUUGAACGACUCCCAGUACAUCGGUAUGAGCGUUUACUCCGUGGUGAUAACUUCGGUAAUCGUCGUAGUUCUUGCCAAUUUAAUGUCCGAUCGAGCGACGCUGGCUUUUGUCACGAUAACAGCUCUCAUUCUCGCGUCUACAACCUCGACCCUGGCGCUUCUAUUUCUACCGCAAUUGGCGAAUAUUUUAGCCGGCGAAAGGGCCGAUCCCGUAGUCCAAAGUUUAGGACUUAAAAUCGAAUGCAAUACCAGAAGAUUCGUCACCGACGACCGAAGGGAGUUGCAGUACAGAGUGGAGGUUCAGAAUCGAGUGUAUCGCAAGGAGAUGGCUCAGCUCGAACUCGAGUUAGCGAGAUUGGAAAAGCAGCUCGGUGAGGAACCUCCGGGGCCGUCGCACGCGUCUUCGAACGCGUCUCUUCCCCAAAGAAAUCCGAGCAUAGGAGGAGGACUGCCUCUUUUAUUGCUGAGCGUUUUGCCGCCGGUAAUUCCGCGAGCGAGUUGGCCGUCCGCUGACCCAUCCGGCAUGCGCCGCGGAACCGUAGCCUUUAGCAGUCAACCGGAUUUGGAGGAUGGUCCGCGAAGGAGCUUGGCGGACAUCUACAAACUCCAUCAACGGAGGGAAACGGAAGGACCGAACAGACUCGGCGUAUUUCACAGACUCUUCAGUCUGUUCGGUAGUCGACCGAAUAGUAGGAAAACGUCGACCGCAUCGUUCACCGGGGUGGCCUCUGCGUUGCGUGUUCACAUGGGGUACAUCGCUGGCCUGGUUCCCGGUACAAAGGCUGCCUCUACGUGUCAGGUUGACACUCAAGGCACGCGUCACCCUCAUCCCCGAUGCGGAUCCGGACCGAUCAUCAGCAUAACCAGCGAGGAAGAUCGCAGGUUGAGUUUGGGCCUCCAGAGAAAAGAGUGCAGCGAACCCAGGGUCAAUUUUACGCUACCGCCACAUUGUAGCACGAGUCAGUCGUCGUCGCGAGAAAAAAUUCGCGGAUCCCCGCGAUUCCCGCAUCGCAUAGUUCCGGCGAACAGUCUCGGGGCGAUAUCGGCGUUGGGUUUAAAUCAGCCGCACCGAUGGCGUUCAAUGGAAGUUGCCGCGACGAGUCCGAAGCCGACCCAAAUUCCCCGUGGGGCGUCUCUGAGCCCGAACUGCGACGUUUGGGCAACUUCGGAGGUCGGAAUACCUCUGAGUGACCUUGCCAACAGUGCGAGGGGUAGAAGACCGCCCGAAACGUUGGCUCUGACUAUUCCGGCCGUUUCCGACGCAAGUCCGGACAGUUGGUUGGGCAGCGAUUUGCGGAUGCUAUUUAAAGAAGCCAACGGAAUUCCCGGUGCCGAUUUCAGCCCCGAAAUCGACAAGGCAUAUGGUAUUAAAAAUGAACUGCAAUUCUUGAAGACCGUACAUAUAAAAGUGUCCGAUGAUCUGGUCAACGGAAAAAGUAGGACCCUUGAUUCGGCCCGUAAUUCUCCCGUGGAAUCUAACGACGUCGUUUCGCCGGAAGAAGUCAUCGUCAAAGGAUCGCAAAACUCGGGCCCUUCUCUCCAGCCGCAAGACGACCUCAAAGAUGUUCACAGGCCUGCGCCCGCAACGAUAUCGUUUGACGAGGAAAAACAGGGAACGGUAUAAAUUUGUAUUCUGUGUGUUCCUUAGUCGUGUGCCAAUCAAGUCCCGCAGGAAUACCGAUCGUAUUGUCGUGACGGGAUACAUAGUAUGUCCGUAAUUUCCGAGUAUGCAGAUGUAUACACGGUGCUGCAGCGGUUUCCAGUUGAGAGUAGGUAUGUAAUAAGAAAAAAUAAUAGUUAUAAUAAAUAAAAAAGAAUACCGUUCGACUGGAUCUCCUAAUGCGUAUCUUCCGUACUCUAUACUGUUUAUGGAGUGAAGUAGAUAAAUGGUUAGAGAAUUUAGUAGAGUGGAAAAAAGUUGACAGAUAAGGAUGAGAGAAAUAUAGGAGAAGAAGAAAAAAAAAAAAUCAAUCGCUAAAAUACAAUCAUUUCUUCCAUUAAAUACCAUCCCUUAUUUUCGGGGGCCAAUAAAUCAGAGGAAAUUGUUAUAUAAUUAAGACGUGCGAGAUGUAGUGGAGUUUCUUCAGCUGCACUCCGAAGGGGGCUAGUCGAUCGAUAUUUUGGCAAAUGGUGUCUGGUCGUCGUCGCUCCACGAGGAUGUGGAAGACGGAUGGAUAUGCGUUAAAUCAGUUAGCGUUUUACCGAUAUCCAUUUGGUCCCAGAGACCCUUUCGCACUUAUCCAUAUAUGCAUGGACACGUGCGGCAAAAGGAAUAGACGCAUGAUCAGAAGGAUGAAAAUUUUUCGAGAUUUGUGUGAAGAAAAAAAAAAAAAAACAAUAAUUUAAUUCUGCGGGCCCAGAGUAAAAAGUGUUCAGAGCUCCCUCUCUAGUACCUGCACUGGCGUGUGAUAUCGCGUGGUCUCUCUAUAAUUGUUGUAUAAAUAGGUAAAUCAAUAUUGAUGAUUGAAAAAACAAACAGUGAACACAUGAAAAAUAAACCAACCCCAAGAUCUCCAUACGCGAUAAAAAAAAAAUGCAAAUUGGAAAUCAAAGAU
Molecule: messenger RNA, 6536 nt
Organism: Athalia rosae (coleseed sawfly)
Lineage: Eukaryota; Metazoa; Arthropoda; Insecta; Hymenoptera; Athaliidae
Gene: GABA-B-R3
Product: gamma-aminobutyric acid type B receptor subunit 2
Exons: 20
Coding region: 593-5605 (1670 amino acids)
Biological process (GO): gamma-aminobutyric acid signaling pathway; G protein-coupled receptor signaling pathway
Cellular component (GO): G protein-coupled receptor heterodimeric complex; membrane
Molecular function (GO): G protein-coupled GABA receptor activity
Source: RefSeq, a predicted model, not a curated record